Messenger RNA from Oppiella nova, 529 nucleotides. Lineage: Eukaryota; Metazoa; Arthropoda; Arachnida; Sarcoptiformes; Oppiidae. The record is from the annotation of a GenBank genome assembly.
AUGGAUACAAUGGAGAACGAGAAUCUAGUAGACGACUACUCGGUCAGCACCGACAGCACAAUCGAUGCCUCAAUCGACACAUUGAGUUCAUCGGUAUUCCCGUACUAUAAGCCUGUGUUGGCGUCUGAAGCGCGGGCAAGGAAUCUGCCGAAUGGCUAUCACGGCUCUCUCUUACGGUCGGAUGAGUUGAGCCAUUAUUUUCCUGAAGAGAAGAUCAGUGUAUAUAUCGUAACGUGGAAUAUGAACAGCAAUAGCCCGCCCCAAGAUCUUAACCCCAUUGCUUUACCUGAUAGUAUGGUGUAUGUGCCCGACAUACUGGCCUUUGGCAUCCAGGAGGCACCUCAGGGCAACCUAAUCAAGGAAUGGGAGUUUGAUUUGCAAAAGACAAUCGGUCCCUCACAUGUACUCAUCCACUCCACCACUCACGGGGCACUCCAUCUCUGCAUUUUUGUCAAGAGCCAGUACGGGUAACUUAUUAUUAAAUAUUAAAAUAUAUGGAUACUAUAGUUAUAUACACGGCACGGCACUA